Molecule: messenger RNA, 1443 nt
Organism: Candoia aspera
Lineage: Eukaryota; Metazoa; Chordata; Lepidosauria; Squamata; Candoiidae
Gene: ANKRD10
Product: ankyrin repeat domain 10
Exons: 6
Coding region: 139-1371 (410 amino acids)
Molecular function (GO): protein binding
Source: RefSeq, a predicted model, not a curated record
UUGUGUCCGGCAGCUGGGGCGGUGUGGAAGCGUCGAGGGUUCCCGAGCUCCGCUGCGAAGGGCGGUUUCUUCCCCAGCUACAGCCGUCGCUGCCGGCCGUGCCUUGACUCUUCGCCUUUCGCGUCGCCUGAGGUCGCCAUGUCGCUGGGUUCCAGCCCGGACGCGGGUUUCUCCAGUGAGGAGCUGCUGACCCUCCGCUUUCCGUUGCACCGCGCCUGCCGCGACGGAGACGUACCCGCCUUGUGCGCUUUGCUUCAGAGCGCGCCCCGCGAAAGCUUAGCAGCCGAGGACUCCUUCUACGGGUGGACGCCCAUCCACUGGGCCGCGCAUUUCGGAAAGCUGGAAUGUCUAAUGCAGUUAGUGAGAGCUGGAGCAACUGUAAAUGAGUGUACAACACGUUUUGCGCAAACACCAGCCCAUAUUGCUGCUUUUGGAGGACAUCCUCAGUGUCUCAUCUGGUUAAUUCAAUCAGGGGCCAACAUAAACAAGCAGGAUUAUGUUGGUGAAACUCCUAUUCACAAAGCAGCCCGAUCUGGUAGUAUGGAAUCCAUAACUGCCCUUGUGGCUCAUGGAGCUCAAAUAGACUUAAGAAAUGCCAGUGGCCUGACAGCAGCAGAUCUUGCACAUACCCAGGGCUUCCAGGAAUGUGCUCAAUUGCUCUUGAACCUCCAAAACUGCCCAUUGAACCAUUUCUAUAGCAAUGGCAUCUUAAAUGGGGUCCAUCAGAAUACUAGUCCAAGUUUCCUCAAUAGAGGGCCCAGUCGAAAACGAUCUUUUGAAGACAUGGACAAUGUUGGAAUGAAGAAAGCUAGAAUUGAAGAUCAGAGUUUUGAUGGCCUAAUACCAAUGACAAAUGGAGGAAAUGAAGAGGAUGCUGACAAUAUGCAUGUUGAUAGAGAGUUUGCUCUUAUAUCAGAUAUGAAUUGCAGUAACUCCAUAUUGAAUGCAUUGGCAAAUGGAAAUAUCAUCAAUGGACAUUUGGACUUCACUUCCCCACCUCAGCUCAAUGGAUUGAGUUCCAGGCGUGAAGAAUGCCUAACACUGAUAGUACCUAACGCACUGAUCUCUGGUCAUAAGCAUAUAAUCAGUGAUGGCCUUAGUGUUGAGGAACCAGAAAAAGUUCUAAAUGCUUCUGACAUGUGUGGUUCUUUACAUUUGAAUGGAAGCCCAAGUAGUCUUGUUUCAAAUAGGCCUUCAUGGUUGGAUGACCUUGGAGAUACAUUGCACUAUGGACAUUACCACGGUUUUGGGGAUACUGCUGAAAGUAUUCCUGAACUUAACAGUGUUGUUGAGCAUUCCAAUUCGAUUAAAGUUGCACAAAAAUAUGAUAAUACUGUCUUAGGUACAAUGUAUCUUUAUCAUGGUUCCUAAAUUAUUAAUGCCAUGUUUUGUGGAUGUUAACGUACUUUGAAAUAGUACCACAAUGUAAUGGGGGUGGGUGGG